Molecule: messenger RNA, 1918 nt
Organism: Styela clava
Lineage: Eukaryota; Metazoa; Chordata; Ascidiacea; Stolidobranchia; Styelidae
Source: RefSeq, a predicted model, not a curated record
AAUAUGCAUCAUAAAAUUUUUAGUUACAAUUUCUACAGUCAUGUGUAGCCUAGUUGUCCGUGUAUAAGUUAAGUUUAAGGAUAAGAUAGGAUUCACAUAUUUAUCCUGGGAAGAACAUAAUUAUCCAACAUGGGAUGCGAACCCACGCAAGUCCUACCUGUAACUGCUUGAAAAUGCCACCAAGAAAAAGGCAGACAAAAGCGAAAGGUGGUAAAAAGGCUAACACUGCUAAUUCAAAGCAGACGACAAGCGCUCGGGGAAAGAAGAGAAAAGAUACAACUGCGUCUGUAGUCCCAGAUGUUCCAACAAAAAAAGAAAAGAUCGAAGUUAAAGAAGAGGCUUCAUCAAUUACAGAGGAGAAAGGGGAUUUAAAGAAGCUCAAGUUUACUGGAAGUGUUCCAGUUGAUGAAGCUUGUAUAAAAUGUUCCAAGGGAUAUCAUGUGUUCGAAAAAGAUGGAAUCAUCUACAAUGCCAUGUUGAACCAGACUAAUAUUGGAGCCAACAAUAAUAAGUAUUAUAUCCUGCAAGUAUUGGAAAAUGAUGAAAAAAAUGAAUAUAUAUCAUGGUUUAGAUGGGGCCGAGUAGGAAAGGUAGCUGGGAAAUCUUUGAAAAAUCAUGGGUCUAAUUUUGGAGCAGCAACAUGGUCUUUCAACUGCAAAUUUUCUGACAAGACGCGGAAUAGAUUCUGUACUAAAAACUUCGUUAAGCAACAAGGAUUCUAUGAUUUGGUUGAAAUGGAUUACGGAGAAAGUUCAGAAAAAGACAUAAAGAGAGUGGAAAAAAUUAAGGAAGAGCAUGUCAAAGCGAAGCCAGAAGCUGCUUCUAAAUUGGACAAACGUGUUCAAGAUGUCAUGCAACUAAUAUUUGAUAUUAAAGAAUUUGAGGCCUGUGUGAAGGAACUUGAAUUUGAUGUCAAGAAAGCUCCUCUUGGAAAGUUAACAGCAAAGCAAAUAAAGGCAGGAUAUGAAACCCUAAAAAAAAUCGAAGGAUUUGUUCUAAAGAAGAACUUUGGCGAAAAAUUGUCUGAAGCUUGCAGUGAAUUUUAUACGAGAAUUCCACAUGACUUUGGUAUGAAAGUUCCAACUCUAAUUAAGACAACAGAACAGAUUGAACAAAAAGUUCAACUAUUGGAAUCAUUGAGUGAUAUCCAGAUCGCAAUAGAUAUGAUCGAAGAAGACAAGGCAAAAGCCGUAGAUGACGUCAAUAUUAAAGAUCGGUAUUAUCAAGCUCUUGGAUGUAAACUCGAACCAUUUGAUAAAUCAGAUCCUCAGUAUAAACUGCUGGAAAAAUACAUCACUAACAGUCAUGGAUCCAGGCACAAUUAUUUGAAAAUAGAUGUUGAUGAUAUUUACAAGGUCGAGAGGGAGGGUGAAGAGAAAAGAUUCAAGAAAAAUAUUGGAAAUAGAAUGCUAUUGUGGCAUGGAUCUCGUUUGACAAACUGGUGUGGAAUAUUGAAACAAGGUUUAAGGAUUGCUCCUCCUGAGGCUCCUAUAUCUGGACAUUCAUUUGGCAAAGGGGUUUAUUUCGCAGACAUUGUCACAAAAUCUGCUCAUUUUUGUUGCACAAACGCAAGGCAGCCUAAUGCCUUUCUUCUCCUUUGUGAAGUCGCUCUGGGAGAUGUCCAUGAUGAAAUAGAAUGGCGAAAUCGUCUUAUAUUACCUAAAGGGAAGCUAAGCACCAAAGCUGUGGGUGAGGAAGGACCUGACCCGAAAGGUUUUCACACCAUGGAGUGUGGAACUGUUAUACCCAUGGGAAAAGCAAAAAAAUUCAAACGGGAUAAACACAGAUUUCUGGAACACAGUGAAUAUGUUGUUUUUGAUGUCGCUCAGAUUAAAGCAAGAUAUCUUGUCAAAGCCAAGAUCCACUGGCAAAAAUAAUAUGCUGGAUGUUGUAUAGUAGUUAGCAUGAAUGCAUUAUA